UAGUUUUGGAAAUUAGAGCACUGGAUCAUUCGGAUCUCAAGUCUUGUUUGGGGAGGGCAUUGGUUUCUUAGUAUCAUAAAAAUAUUAGUAACAAAUAUAAAGUUCGCAAUGGGUGAUCAAGAACGGGGUCGCCGCCGACCUUUAAAUGAGUCCGACUUUAGUACUCAAUCAGUACAACAGCCACGUCCUAAGAUUUUUCGUGGUGAUGAUACCAGAUCUCGUGAUAGAGACAGAUCAGAGGCUUCCUCUUCACGUGGACUUUCUAGAUCCCAUGCAGCAUCGACAUCACGUGCAGCUGCCACAUCUCAUAGCUCGCGUGAUCCAGCCGAAGCUUCGUCAUCUCGGCCUAGUGGCCCUGGUGGACACAAGUCCGAUCGCAGACGAGUUGAUCGCUUUGAAAUUGUUAAUACAAGGCCAGCUGAUGUAGUAACUAAACGAGGCAAAGAAGGCAUGCAAAUUAGAUUGCUAUCAAACUAUUAUCGUUUGCAAACGAAACCGCAAUGGCGCAUUGUACACUACCAUGUGGAUUUUGCUCCAGAGAUCGAGCUAGUGCGUGUGCGCUGUGGCGUGCUAUCGCAGCAUGCAAGAAUCUUAGGUACGGGCUACCUAUUCGAUGGCAAUCAGCUCUUUACGACCAAGAAAUUCGAGCAGGAUGUUACUGUUCUGAAGGCAACUUCAAAGCAGGGCGUCAAUUACACAAUCACUAUAAAGUGCGUGGGUUAUAUAUCGACAGCUGAGCCACGAUUUCUGCAAGUCUUGAAUUUGAUAUUGCGUCGCGCAAUGAAGGGUCUUAAUUUAGAGCAGGUCGGACGUAAUCUCUUUGAUCCCCAUGCUCGAGUUUCUUUGAGUAAUUUCUCGAUUGAACUUUGGCCUGGAUAUGAAACAUCAAUUCGUCAGCACGAGAAGGAUAUUUUGGUUUGUGCCGAGAUUACACAUAAGGUAAUGCGCACAGAAACAGUUUACGAUAUACUACGUCGGACCUCGGCCAAUCCAGCACGGCAUCAGGAAGAAUUUCGCCUUAAUAUACUUGGGUUAAUUGUUCUCACCGACUAUAACAAUAAAACUUAUCGCAUUAAUGAUGUCGACUUUGCACAAACUCCACGUGCCACAUUUAGCUGCAAGGGCAAGGAUGUUAGUUUCAUAGAAUACUAUCUCACGAGAUAUAAUAUUCGCAUAAGGGACCACAAUCAGCCACUGCUUAUAUCUAAAAACAAGGACAACGCUCAAAAUAGCAAAGCCAAUGACAUUGUAAUCCUUAUUCCCGAACUAUGCCGCGUUACGGGACUUACGGAUAGUAUGCGCUCAAACUUUGAACUCAUGCGUGCUAUGUCAAAUCAUACACGUAUGAAUCCGGAAAGACGAAUUGAACGCUUGCAAACGUUUAACAGAAGGCUCCGUAAAACAGCGGAAAGUGUGAAGGUCUUAACUGAUUGGAAUAUGACACUUGAAGAGCAACUUAUAGAAGUCCAGGGGCGUGUAAUUUCACCGCAAAAGAUUGUGUUCAAUAAUGAUCAUCGAUUAUCUGCCGGGGACGUUGCGGAUUGGACACGACACUUUCGUAAUCAACAGAUGUUGACAACGCCAAGAAACGGUUUGGAUCGAUGGGCUGUAAUUGCACCUGAACGUUGCUCAUCCGAUUUGAGGACCCUGCUAUCUAAUCUGAAUCGUGCUGCAGCCGGGAUGGGCUUUCAAAUUAGGAGUCCUAGACAACUUAUGAUUUAUGAUGAUCGCACAAGCAGCUAUAUUCAAGCCCUGGACGAUUGCACGCGCGAAGAUCCAAAACUGGUUUUAUGCCUUGUUCCAAACAACAAUGCUGAAAGGUAUUCGUCUAUUAAGAAGCGAGGUUGUGUGGAUAAGGCUAUACCCACACAAGUGGUAACUACAAGGAGUAAUAAGAAUGGUUUAAGUAUUGCCACUAAAAUUGCAAUACAAAUAAAUUGUAAGCUCGGUUAUACCCCUUGGAUGAUAGAGCUACCCUUGUCGGGCCUAAUGACCAUUGGAUUUGAUAUUGCCAAAUGCUCGCGGGAUCGCAACAAAGCCUAUGGGGCAUUGGUGGCCUCAAUGGACUUACAGCGGAAUUCCACUUUCUUUAGCACAGUCGCUGAGUGCAGUGCCUACGAUGUUUUAGCCAAUAAUUUGUGGCCAAUGAUACUGAAAGCUUUAAGGCAAUAUCAACUGGAGCAUCAGACUUUGCCCACUCGGAUUGUGUUUUAUCGCGAUGGUGUUAGUUCGGGUUCCUUGAAACAAUUGUUCGAGUACGAAGUCAAAGAUGUUGUCGAGAAACUUAAUAUUGAAUACAAAAAGGUGUCCUCAACUGCCCCGAUGCUCGCAUACAUUGUGGUCACUAAAUCGUCAAAUACGCGAUUCUUUCUCGGCAACGAAAGGAAUCCGCCGCCGGGAACUGUCGUUGAUGAUGUGGUCACGUUGCCCGAACGUUACGAUUUUUACCUUGUAUCGCAAACUGUGCGUCAGGGCACAGUUUCGCCCACUAAUUAUAAUGUACUAUAUAGCAAUAUUGGUCUCAGUCCCGAUAAGGUGCAAAGGUUAACGUACAAAAUGUGCCAUUUGUACUACAACUGGUCGGGCACCACUCGAGUGCCGGCUGUUUGCCAAUAUGCUAAGAAACUAGCUACGCUUGUUGGUACUAAUUUGCAUGCCAUUCCACAGAAUGCACUAGAAAAGAAAUUCUACUAUCUUUAACUUCCACUAACUUUAGCUCUCAUGAACUAUUAGAGGUACUUAAGUUAAGGUAUUUAAGUUCUGCUAACGUUUUGUUUAUUUUAUUCUGAUUUAUCAAUAAUUGAUACUAAACUUGUAUGUUUGAAAAUUUUAAUUUAAAAUUAUUUUUUCAAAUAACCUUUAUUCAUCGAAGGCAGCUACUACAUCCCAAUAAGUACAUAUUGAACUAUAUGUUGCAGAAAUUGAGACCCUUAAGAGAAUUCAAAUAUUGAACUAAAUUAAAUUGUUUUUUGACCAGCCAAAAAUUGUUUUUAACGGAACU
Molecule: messenger RNA, 3001 nt
Organism: Drosophila hydei
Lineage: Eukaryota; Metazoa; Arthropoda; Insecta; Diptera; Drosophilidae
Gene: piwi
Product: protein piwi
Exons: 8
Coding region: 109-2700 (863 amino acids)
Biological process (GO): regulatory ncRNA-mediated gene silencing
Cellular component (GO): P granule
Molecular function (GO): piRNA binding; protein binding
Source: RefSeq, a predicted model, not a curated record